Molecule: messenger RNA, 1038 nt
Organism: Rotaria sordida
Lineage: Eukaryota; Metazoa; Rotifera; Eurotatoria; Philodinida; Philodinidae
Source: the annotation of a GenBank genome assembly
AUGACAUCACAAGACAUAAUGAUGACUGAUGAGACAUCAUCUUUAUUCUCUUCUUCAAUUGAAUCAUCAUCAUCAUCAUUUUCUUCAUAUUCAACUGAAUCAUCAUUAUCAUCAUCCUCAUGUUCAACUGAAUGUUCAUCGUCAUCCUUAAGUUCAGCAAAAUCUGUAAUUACGAAAACAACAUCAAAUAAACGAAUAUUAAUAAGUUGUGGUGUGCUCUUGCAUGCAACUCGUGAUGAUGAAUUUUUAUGUUAUUCUGGAAAAGUAACUGACCAUUCUCAUUUACCAAAUCCAGCUGAAUUAGAAGUCCGAAAUUUGAGAGAAAAAAUGCGACAAAGAACUGAAAGCGAAAUUUUACCAUUACAAAUAAUUGCUGAACACGAAAUGCGCAAUGCUUUGCUAACAGUUGAAGCUCUUGCUGUUUUACCUGGUGUAACUAAUAUUGAUAUAGUAUUGAUAUUUUUAUACAAUGUUAAUAUUCUUGUCUAUUUUUUAUUUAUGUUUGUCUUAGGUCAUAAUUUAGUACAUAAUCGUCGUAAAAUGAUUCCUCCAAUUCCACAAUCAUGUUCUUUUCUCAUUCCGGAUUUACACACAACAGAUUAUCAUAAUAAAAAACGUUUAUUAUUACAUGAUAGUGAUGAUCCAAAAUUUCAAAUCAAUCUAUCAGGAGAUGUUCGAUUUGCAGGAAGAUUAUUAAUAUGGUCAACAGAUGUUCAACUUAAUUUAUUAUUUGAUAGUCAAAGAUUACACAUGGAUGGUACAUUUUGUACUGCACCACCAAACUUCGACCAGAUGUUUAUUAUUCAAGCUAUUUCUCAUGGAACAUGUGUAUAUAAAAAUGUUCAAUCACGUGGUUUAUCAUCAACUUAUUUAGAUAAUAUUAUGAUACGUAGUGUUAUUAGACAAAUGAUGGCACUAGCUCUAGUACCUGAACAAUAUAUUCCAUCAUUAUUUGCAAAUGUUGGACAAGAAUUAAAUGGUUCUGAACGUAAUGAAUUAAGUGAUUUAUUCAAAUAUUUUAAUGAUUAUUGGAUGUGA